UCUCUCUCUGUGCAUGCACGAUUUGGGGAGGCAGGUGUUUUCCGAUCUGCACAAGUCAACUUUACUCUUUGUUUCCGACCGGAUCAAGCUCCUCGGAAUAAAUAUGGAUUGUCAGCAAGCGAGAAGGGACGCUCUGAAAGCAGGGUCAACCUCUGCCUUCUUCGUCUGCUCCGUUUUGGCAAAGAUUGCUGACUAGAGCUUGGAAUCUUUCAGGAAAGAGGCACAAUUGGGGAGAAUUCUGGACCGUAUCUGCGACGACUCUGGGUGCUCAAGUCAAGUUGGACAUACCAGCAACUCCGGGCUCGCGUCCAUUUUCAAUCACCAUUCUUGUACCAACCAGAUUUUGGUCAUUUGACUUGAUAUCUUGCUCAUUUUGUACUUUCUGUUUGACUUACUCUGUAAGUUGUCCUCAAAGAAAAUUACAACUGCCACCGCAGUUUCCACUUGUCUGCACUUCGAAUUUGGUUAAUCUUCAGGAAAUUGAAUGAGGAUGCUACUCUUUUACCUCUAAAUGAGUGGCUAGUCUUCCUGUUCCAAGGGGUCAGUUGGUUGCUGCUAGUUUUGAGGUGACCAUUAGGAGGCUACGCCUUCCAUACAAUGCAUUAGCUUGGAUUUAUUCGAUACUACCCUCAUAGUACACAAGAUUUCUCUGUACAUCCUCCCCACGGGAAAUAAAGGAAGCCACUGCAUCCGUGUUAUUGGUGUGGGAUAUUUUAUUAUUUCCUGGAGCAAUCCUCCUGCCUUUUUUUUUUUUAUUUUGCUUUCAGAGGAUACAGUUACAUGGAGAAUAGCAAGGACUGCGAAAAUGGCGCUGUGUAUGAACCUCUGCUGGACAAAGAACAGAACCACGACGUCACUUCUUUUGCCAAGGCAGGAUUUCUCAGCAAGAUGUUGUUUUGGUGGUUAACUCCGCUAAUGAAAUUGGGGAAAGAGAAGAUCCUUCAAGAUGAAGAUAUUCCACGUCUCAGGUUGGAAGAAAGAGCGGAAACAUGUUACUUGAGGUUCAUGGAGCAACUGCACAAAGAAAAGAAGAACCCAUAUGAUACCUACUCCAUCUUGUCUACGAUAUUUUACUGUGAAUGGAGAGGGAUUUUGGUUUCCGGGUUCUUUGCUUUGACCAAGGUCUUGACUCUCUCCACCGGGCCUUUGUUCCUUAGCGCCUUCAUCACGGUUGCGGAAGGUGAGGAGGCUUUCGAGUAUGAGGGUUACGUGCUAGCUGGAGGAUUGUUCUUGGCCAAAUGCUUAGAAUCUCUAUCGGAAAGGCAAUGGUUUUUUAGAGCAAGACUGAUUGGACUCCGAAUAAGAUCUUUUCUAUAUGCAGCGAUUUGUGAGAAGCAACUGCGGCUCUCGAGUGCAGCGAAAAUGACUCACUCUCCAGGCGAGAUAGUAAAUUAUGUCGCGUCAGAUGCCUAUAGGAUCGGUGAGUUCCCUUACUGGUUUCACCAAAUAUGGUCGACUAGCCUUCAGCUUUGCCUUGCAUUAGCCAUUGUUUACUAUGUCGUGGGGCUUGCAACUUUGGCGGCUCUGGCGGUACUUGCAUUGAUUGUCGCCUUGAUUUCUCCGAUGGCCAAAUUGCGACUCAAGUACCAAAGAAGACUCAUGGAGGCUCAAGAUAAAAGGCUAAAGGUGAUUGCAGAGGCGCUUGCGAAUAUGAAGGUGUUGAAGUUAUAUGCCUGGGAGAAGCACUUCAAGAAAGUUAUCGAGGAGCUGAGGAAAGACGAAUCAGAGUGGAUUGCGGCGGUUUUGUGGCAACAAGGUAGCUAUAUGGUCGUGUUUUGGUCUUUGGCGGUUUUAGUUCCUGCCAUCACUUUCUGGGCAUGCUACUUCUUGAGCAUUCCCUUGAAUGCAAGCAAUGUCUUCAUGUUCUUGGUGAGUUUAAGAAUUGUUCAGGAACCGAUCAGAUUGAUUCCCGAUGUGGUCGGGUCCUUCAUCCAGGCUAAGGUUUCAUUGUCUCGGAUCGCUGAAUUUCUAGAGGCACCUGAAUUGGAAAAUAAACCAACAAAGCAAGAGAGUGAUAAUGAGUUGCUGGAAACGGCUGUUUUCUUGGAUACACGUGAAAUUUCUUGGGACGGUGGUACCUCAAACGAGACAUUGAGGAACAUUAAUUUGUCGGUCAGAAAAGGAGAGAAAGUAGCUAUAUGUGGGGAAGUUGGGUCGGGGAAAUCUACCCUUUUAGCUGCAAUUCUUGGAGAAGUUCCAUUUAUCAAUGGCAUAGUUCGCGUUUAUGGUAGGAUGGCGUAUGUGUCUCAGACAGCGUGGAUCCAGACCGGGACUAUACAAGAAAACAUCCUAUUCGGAUCAGCCAUGGACUCUGUCAAAUAUCAAGAAGUAAUUCAGGAGUGUUCCCUAGCCAAGGACAUCAAGAUGUUUCCCUUUGGCGAUCAAACUCAAAUAGGGGAGAGAGGCGUCAAUUUGAGCGGUGGGCAGAAGCAAAGGAUACAACUUGCGCGCGCCCUGUAUCAGGACGCGGAUGUGUAUCUGUUGGAUGAUCCCUUCAGUGCCGUGGAUGCACAUACAGCGACUAGCUUAUUCGAUGAAUAUGUCAUGAAAGCUUUAUCCGGAAAGACUGUUUUGCUGGUUACGCAUCAAGUUGACUUCCUUCCAGCUUUUAACUGUAUCUUGUUAAUGUCAUCUGGGCAAAUCGUAAGCACUGGCAUAUACGAUCAGUUAAUGGCUUCUAGCCAAGAAUUUCAGGACCUUGUGAAUACGCAUCACACAACCUCUGGUUCUGGAAAUCAAAUCGGAAUCACUUCAUUGGGAAGGCCUGGAUAUUCGAAGGAAGAGAUCCAGAAUAUAUAUAUAGAGGAACAACUCGAGGCCUCUCUGGGAAGUCAAUUGAUUAAGCAGGAGGAAAAAGAGAUAGGAGACAGCGGUUUCAAGCCCUACUUACAGUAUCUGAAACACAACAAGGGCUUUUUGUUUAUCACCUUGGCAAUUAUCUCUCACAUUAUCUUUAUAGCCGGGCUGUUCGUGCAAAAUUAUUGGUUGGCUUCUGAAGUCAACAAUACGAGUGUGAGCGCCAUCGAGUUGAACUCUGUUUACACUGGCAUCGGCAUUGCCGAAGCUCUCUUUUUGCUUUUUAGAUCGUGUUUCAUAGUCUAUUUAGGUUGCAGUGCAUCAGAGUCCAUAUUCUCUGUGUUGUUGCACUCCCUUAUUCGAGCGCCGAUGUCCUUUUACGACUCGACUCCUUUGGGAAGAAUACUCAGCCGGGUGUCUUCAGAUUUAAGCAUCAUCGAUAUCGAUUUGGCCUUCAAGUUAACCAUUGCCCUUGGGUCCACUAUGAAUACCUACUCGAGCUUUUUGAUACUCGCCUUUCUUACAUGGCCGGUUUUAUUUGUCAUCAUACCCAUGAUUUAUCUGACACUGAUCACACAGAAAUACUACUACGCUUCUUCCAAUGAGUUGACGCGACUCGAUGGCACAACUAAGUCUACACUCGCGAGCCACCUUGCUGAGUCUAUCGCCGGAGUGAUGACAAUCAGAGCGUUUGGCCAAGAAGACCGAUUCUUUUCAAGAAGUCUUUGCCUUAUUGAUGCGAAUGCCAGUCCAUAUUUUCACAGCUUUUCAGCCAAUGAGUGGCUGGUCCAACGUCUGGAAGUCCUGUGCGCUAUUGUCCUAACAUCCUCGGCCCUCACAAUUACUUUUCUUGAUCUCGGGUCCUCUUCCUCGGGAUACGUUGGUAUGGUGCUGGCAUACGCUCUAUCUUUAAAUGUCCUCCUGGUCUUUUCGGUCCAAUUCCAGUGCUCGUUAUCGAAUUUGAUCGUUUCAGUAGAAAGGCUACAGCAGUACAUGCACAUUCAAAGUGAAGCUCCUGAAGUGAUCGAAGAUAGCCGACCAGCGACGGACUGGCCUUCUUCUGGCAAUGUUGAGAUUUGUAAUCUGAAGGUCAGGUAUCGGCCCGAUUCUCCCCUUGUUCUUCAUGGGAUAACCUGUAAAAUAAAAGGAGGGCACAAAAUUGGGAUCGUUGGCCGGACUGGUAGCGGAAAGACGACUCUCAUUAGUGCUUUGUUCCGUCUAGUGGAGCCUACCGAUGGGAAAAUAAUCGUUGAUGGCCUAGACAUUACCACUAUCGGACUUCAUGACCUGAGAUCACAUUUCGGGGUCAUCCCGCAAGAUCCGACACUUUUUGGCGGGACAGUUAGAUACAACCUGGACCCCUUGUCUGAGCACACCGAUCAGGAAAUAUGGGAGGUUCUAGGAAAAUGUCAGCUCCGGGAGGCCAUACAAGGCAAAGAUCAGGGUCUGGAAUCGCUAGUCGUACAGGACGGAUCUAACUGGAGCAUGGGGCAACGGCAAUUGUUUUGCCUAGGACGAGCUUUGCUGAGGCGAAGCCGGAUCCUAGUCCUGGACGAAGCCACCGCAUCUAUCGACAACGCGACCGAUUUGAUCCUUCAGAGAACCAUACGAAGGGAAUUCGCGGACUCCACUGUCUUAACCGUGGCCCACCGGAUACCAACCGUCCUGGACUGCACGAUGGUGCUAGCUUUAAGUGAUGGGAGAUUGGUAGAGUGUGAUCAUCCUAUGAAAUUGGUAGGCAAGGACGAUUCGUUGUUCGGGCAGCUUUACAAGGAGUACUGGUCUCGAACAUCGAAGGUGAGUAAUUAGUCCGAGAACUUUUGAGAUGAAGCUUGCGGAAGCCGAUACACAUCGUCGGAAUGCAUCACGUGAGGCCAAUUUCUUCAUUUAGUGCAGUUGGAAAUGCUGUAGGCAGAUGAUUUUGCUGCUACUUCACGGUCAAGAAGACCAACAAAGGCAGAUGUAUAUAAAAUUAUAAGCACCUAUUUUCAGUUUAUUGCAUUUGUCCCUAUUGAUUUGUACUUCCUAUAUUUUAAUCAUUUAUCUUCUAUAAUGUACAAAAUUUAUUGGGAAUUCUCAAUAUUAAUUC
Syzygium oleosum is the source of this 4885-nucleotide messenger RNA. Its product is annotated as ABC transporter C family member 10-like. The transcript has 12 exons. Gene Ontology annotation, molecular function: ABC-type transporter activity; ATP hydrolysis activity; ATP binding. NCBI's taxonomy places the organism in Eukaryota, Viridiplantae, Streptophyta, Magnoliopsida, Myrtales, Myrtaceae. Gene Ontology annotation, biological process: transmembrane transport. The coding region runs from base 781 to 4605 and encodes 1274 amino acids. The record is from RefSeq and is a predicted model, not a curated record. Gene Ontology annotation, cellular component: plant-type vacuole; vacuolar membrane.